This is a messenger RNA of Hyaloscypha bicolor E, 2420 nucleotides long. RefSeq lists its product as uncharacterized. The record is from RefSeq and is a predicted model, not a curated record. NCBI's taxonomy places the organism in Eukaryota, Fungi, Ascomycota, Leotiomycetes, Helotiales, Hyaloscyphaceae. The transcript has 4 exons. The annotation marks the transcript as partial. Gene Ontology annotation, molecular function: protein binding.
CUUGCGCAGAAUUCAGCCUUGUGGAGGCUGAGUGCAGAAGACAUCCUGCGAUGCCAGCAAGGCAACCCUCUUUUAUUCUUUCUCAACAUAUGUCUUCUCAGCCUACUUUCUCUUGUGUUUAGCAUCACCAUGAGCUUUGGCUUUAGCGUUGGCGACUUCGUCGCUGUCCUUCAGCUUGCAAACGACGUCCGGAAGCAGUUCGUUGAUGCUCCGAGCCAAUUCAAGGCAAUCUCCGAAGAGGUCAAGAGUCUUUCAAUUGUGCUUCAAGAUAUCGACGACAUUUUACCUGCACGUGACCUGACAAGCCACCAGCAAACGGAGCUAGGCAAUAUCGUCAAGCAUUGCGAGAGUGUACUUGAAGAGCUCAAUAAAAUAGUGAUCAACUUCAAAGAACUAGAUCCUAUCGCAAAAAGCUUAGAUAAAAAGCCUCGAAGAGUAUGGAAAAGAUUUAAAUGGGAUCAAAAUGACAUUAAUGAGUUGCGAACCCGGAUUUCAUCGAAUAUUCUGCUAUUGAAUACGUUCUUAGGACAAGUAAGCAGUCAAGCCGUAUUCGCAAUCAGAGACAGUAUAGAGCGGUUGCACGAGCGCCAGGAUACCCAAGAACGCCAGCAAGAAACUCGAGAGCAACAACAAGAGGAUCAGAUCAUUCUCAAUUGGCUCACUCCUGUUGACUUUGUCUCUCAGCAAAAUGACUUUAUUGCUCGGCGACAAGAAAGAACCGGCACAUGGCUCCUUGACUCUACAGAGUACCAGUCUUGGCGACAGGCAAAGAAACAGACGUUGUUUUGUCCAGGAAUUCCCGGGGCUGGAAAGACAAUUAUUACAUCAAUUGUCGUAGAAGAGCUUACUACUCGCUUCCGCAAUGACAACAGCGUUGGAAUUGCGUAUAUCUAUUGUAACUUCCGACGUCAAGACGAGCAGAAGAUUAAUGACUUGCUUGCGAGCUUGCUAAAGCAGCUAGCUGAGGGUCAGCCGUGUCUACCAGUCACGGUGAAAGAGCUCUAUGACAGACACAAGAAGAACCGGACACGACCUUCACUGGAUGAGAUUUUGAAGACUUUAAAUUCAGUUAUUACUACUUAUUCAAGGGUUUACAUUGUUGUUGACGCAUUAGACGAAUGCCAAUGCUGGUCGACAUUCUUAUCGGAUAUAUUUAGCCUUCAAGCUAAGACUGGAGUAAAACUCUUUACGACCUCGCGGCCAAUCCCAGAUAUUGAGGAGAUGUUUAAGGAAUGCCUUUCACUUGAAAUCCUUGCUAGUGACGAAGAUAUAGGGAAAUAUUUGAACGGUCACAUGUCACAGCUCCCAACAUUUGUCUUGAGAAAACCAGAGCUACAAGAGGAAAUCGUGACGGAAAUCGUACACGCCGUUGAGGGAAUGUUUCUCUUAGCACAGCUCUACCUGGGCUCGCUUGAGGAUAAAACAACAGUAAAGGCUAUGAAGACUGCAUUAAUGCAGUUCCAGAAGAACUCUCAAGAGACUAGCCAGAAUAAGAAGCUCGAAGUCCUAUCUUUAGCAUACGAAGAAGCAAUGGAGAGAAUAAAUAGGCAGCAGGCAGGCUUUCAGCUGCUAGCCAAGAAUGUGCUAUCAUGGAUCACCUGCGCAAAGAGGCCGCUCACUACUUCAGAACUUCAGCACGCGCUUGCUGUAGAAAUUGGCGAGUCCCAACUUGAUAAAGACAACCUUCCAGAGGUCGAAAAUAUGGUCUCUGUUUGUGCAGGCUUAGUCACAAUCGAUGACGAAAGUAAGAUUAUUCGAUUAGUCCAUUAUACAACGCAGCAAUACUUUGAGCACACGCGAAGCCAAUGGUUCCCCGAUUCGCUAACUAAUAUCACGACAAUUUGCGUUACACACCUUUUAUUUAAGGAGUUUGAAAGUGGAAUUUGCCAGAACGACAAGGAGUUCGAGGAACGACUGCGGUUAUAUCCAUUUUAUAAAUAUGCGGCUCAAAAUUGGGGAAAACAUGCAUGUGAAGCUUCCGAGAAAUAUGCUUGUGAAGCUUCAGAAAAGGUGGUACAGUUGACUAUAAAUCUUCUUGAGGAUGAACAAAAAGCCUUGGCCUCUACCCAGGCGAUGGUAGCUCUAGGACCCUUUCCUGACUAUAGUCAACAACGAGUGCCAGUGCAAAUGACAGGAGUACACCUUGCGGUUUUCUUCGAAUUUAACGAAGCAAUUUUAGCCUUACUCGGGAAGGGACAUCAUCCAGAUUGCAAAGACAGUUCUGGUCAGACGCCGCUAUCGUGGGCUGCAGAGAACGGGCACGAGCUGGUGGCGAGGCUGCUGCUUGAGAAAGGGGCCGAGCUCGAGUCUAAAGAUAAAGAUAAUCAAACGCCGCUAUUAUGGGCUAUAAGGAACGAGCACGAGAAAAUGGUAAGACUGCUGCUUGAGAAGGGUGCUAAGCUCGAGUCUAAAGAUAAAAU